Messenger RNA from Trichoderma harzianum CBS 226.95, 587 nucleotides. RefSeq lists its product as hypothetical. The coding region runs from base 68 to 436 and encodes 122 amino acids. Gene Ontology annotation, molecular function: proton-transporting ATPase activity, rotational mechanism. The transcript is spliced from 4 exons. Gene Ontology annotation, biological process: proton transmembrane transport. Gene Ontology annotation, cellular component: proton-transporting V-type ATPase, V1 domain; fungal-type vacuole membrane. Lineage: Eukaryota; Fungi; Ascomycota; Sordariomycetes; Hypocreales; Hypocreaceae. The record is from RefSeq and is a predicted model, not a curated record.
GCUUCAUCAAACCCCCAACACCUCUCCCAUCUACCACCCCUUAGAAUCGCCAUUGUCCGCCCUCGCAAUGGCUUCUAACGCCGACUUCAAAGACCGGCAGUUCCUCGCCGUCAUCGGCGACGAGGACUCUGUAACGGGCCUCUUGCUCGCGGGCAUCGGCCACAUCACCGCCGGCGCCGAUGCGCAGAAAAACUUCCUUGUCGUCGACAGCAAGACAGAGACCGCAGCCAUCGAAUCUGCCUUUGAGAGCUUUACCGAGAGAAAAGACAUUGGAAUCGUCUUGAUCAACCAACAUGUUGCCGACCGGAUACGACACCGAGUCGAUACCCACACCGCUGCCUUCCCCACGGUCCUCGAGAUUCCAAGCAAAGAUCAUCCUUAUGAUCCCGAGAAGGACAGUGUUCUGAGACGGGUGCGUCGUCUGUUUGGAGAGUGAACGUUUCAUCUUGUACGCAGAGCCAUAUUAUUAGAAGAGAUGGGGAAGUGUGCGGAGCGUCAAUGGAGGACCCCAAUGCCACAUGACGAGUAUAUAAUAUCAAUACGAUCAUCAAGAGCCAAGUGUAUACUGGUUUAUCAGGAUUAUUACG